AUGAAGGUGGACAAGCUGGCCUUCGUUAUGGUAUCCUACAGCUCGGCAGGAAAACACACUUUUGCAGCAAUGGCAGGUCAUCGCUGGAAAAUGUGGCUUCUUCCCAUUGUCCUCCUUUUCCUUCAGAUGGUGCAGGCAGUCACACCAAAUGCAUGCAAGGUCAACAACGGGAACUGUGAGCGGUUCUGCAAAACUGAAGAUGAAGUCCUAUGUUCCUGUGCUGCUGGCUAUGCCCUGGGCAAUGACAACAAAACCUGCAUUCCUGUAGUCAAGUUCCUGUGUGGUAAGCUUCAGAGAAAUCAUGAAGCCAGUCGAGAGAAAGUCACAGGAACCACAGCAAGUCCAGAUGCUCAUCCUGAAAAUGAGGAAGCCACCGAGGCCCCGAGCAGCCACCCAGAGGUCACCGGGGAGGCUGGCAGUUUACCCAGCGCGUCCCCAUGGCAGGCUGUUCUACUAGUAGAUGAGUACAAUGAAUAGUUUUGUGGGGGGACAAUUCUGAACGGGUAUUUUAAACUUUGGUCCCUUCUUUUAUUGAGAUGCAGUGUAGACUUGUUGGUAUUGUCUUAUGAACAACUGCUUUAAUAAUCUGACACUGGGAUGGUGGACAAAGAAAAGGAAGAGCCAAGUAGAGCCACGCGCAGAGUGGAAAAAAUAAUUGCACAUGCUGAAUUUGGUACAGAAACUUUCAACAGUGACAUAGCCCUUCUCAAAUUAGAGGAACCUAUCACAUUUUCUGAGGAUGUUGUCCCAGCAUGCCUUCCAGAAGAAGACUUUGCUAACAAUGAUGUUCUGAUGAACCAAACAUUUGGAAUUGUCAGUGGCUUUGGAAACACAUUUGAAUGUGCGCGGCGGGUCAAAAGAAUGAAAGUGCUUCAAAACCUUUUUGUGGACAGGGACACUUGCAAGCUCGCCCUUCGUAGCCCGGUCAAGGAAAACGUGUUCUGUGCUGGUUGUGAUAAAGAUGGAAAAGAUGUCUGCCAAGGAGAUGGAGGAGGCCCCCAUGUAACCAAAUACAAUGGCACUUAUUUUGUUACUGGUAUCAUCUGGGGAGAAGGGUGUGGAAGGCGAGGGAAAUACGGAGUAUACACCAACUUGUCAAAGUUCCUACCCUGGCAAAGGAGUGUUUUGACAGAAAACUCUUAA
Aptenodytes forsteri (emperor penguin) is the source of this 1143-nucleotide messenger RNA. RefSeq names its product coagulation factor X. The record is from RefSeq and is a predicted model, not a curated record. Gene Ontology annotation, biological process: blood coagulation; proteolysis. Lineage: Eukaryota; Metazoa; Chordata; Aves; Sphenisciformes; Spheniscidae. Gene Ontology annotation, molecular function: serine-type endopeptidase activity; calcium ion binding. The transcript is spliced from 6 exons.